UUUUCCGUUUUCAUACAUAAUUCGGACGCUCAUACGCAUUUUGGAGGCAACAGAGCAGACGCGUCACCUGGUGCCAUGGCGGACGGAGCAUUCAAAAUGGCGGACCAUGGAAUACAGAUUGAAAAUGCGCGCGCAAACCAAUGUCAUAUUUUUAAAUGGGAAGCAGAGGAGAUGUUUUUAUUUUUCUUAAAUUUGACUUGGACAUUAAUGUUGGCUGUUUUCGAAAUGACGUAUAAAUAUGCGAGUGUUAUUCUGUUAUCUGUGAUAUUGGCCGCUAUUUUAUAUGGAAUCUAUAGAGCGUAUUGGAAUCCAGGAGUUGUUAUACGGGAAUUAACAGACAUAGGAUUCAGCCACAUCCCAUACAUAAAGGGGGUGGAUAGAGACCUCCACAUAACAAGGGCUCAAACGAAUCGACCUCUGGGACAUAAGAUACCCCCUCCAUAUCCUAAUGGAUGGUAUGCUCUAAUAGAGGGGAGGGAUUUGAAGAUUGGAGGGGUGUCGUCUGUGGAUGCUUUGGGUCAAACAUUUUGCGUCUACCGUGGUGAAGAUGGUGUCGCUAGAGCUGUGGACGGAUUUUGCCCCCACUUAGGGGCAAAUAUGGGGAUCGGUGGGGCAGUUAAGGGCAAUUGUAUAGAAUGCCCCUUUCAUCACUGGAGGUUUGGAGAAGAUGGCGCAUGCUCGUACAUACCUGAUAUUAAGAAUAUACCAAAAGGCAUAUCAAUCAAAACCUGGCAAACUAUGGAAACGGAUGGGGCUGUCUGGGUGUGGUAUGAUGCUGAGGGACGACCCCCGCUGUGGACCGUCCCAGAACUGGAGGAGACGAAAACCUGGGGGUAUAGGGGCAGGAAUGAGUUCAUUAUUAGCGCUCAUAUACGGGAUAUCCCGGAGAAUGCGUCAGAUGCUGCACAUCUUAACUCUAUUCACAAACUGUCAUUUAUGACGGAUAUUGGCGGGAAAAUGCCGUUUUUAAAUAAUAUAGUCGGACAUCAUAUCUGGAGAACAGAAUGGAUGAAGACAGACGAAUCUCAUGUCGCUGAAAUGAAGAUCGAUCAAAGUUACAUUAUAAUGAAUUGUAAUGUGUUCCCGUUUAAUAUUUCUGUAAAGCAGAUCGGUCCAGCCCACGUCCGUCUCCAUUUCAACUCAAUAUUCGGCUCCACUGUAGUGACACAAUCUGUCACACCAAUAGGCCCGAUGCUACAAAAGGUUGUCCAUCGAAUAUAUUCGCCAGCUCGUAAUGCGCUGUUCGGCGCUGUUCUUGUAUUGGCUGAGGCUUAUCAGUUCGAACGUGACGUCGUAAUCUGGAACAACAAGAAGCAUGUGAGUUCACCCCCCUAUGUACGCGCCGACAAAUCAAUACGCGCCUUUCGUGACUGGUUUGCUCAGUUCUAUAGCGAAAACAGUGUUACUAUGCGAGAUGCUAUGAAUAAACCACUCGACUGGUAACCAUGGUAACCAGUAAAAGACAGGAGCAAGGACAGGAGAUAGUUUUUUUUUAUUUCUUCAUAUCUAGAAGAUAUGACUAU
Molecule: messenger RNA, 1523 nt
Organism: Colias croceus (clouded yellow)
Lineage: Eukaryota; Metazoa; Arthropoda; Insecta; Lepidoptera; Pieridae
Gene: nvd
Product: cholesterol 7-desaturase nvd-like
Exons: 10
Coding region: 76-1443 (455 amino acids)
Biological process (GO): chlorophyll biosynthetic process; cholesterol metabolic process
Cellular component (GO): chloroplast
Molecular function (GO): chlorophyllide a oxygenase activity; 2 iron, 2 sulfur cluster binding
Source: RefSeq, a predicted model, not a curated record